AUGGCGCACGCCUGGACCCGCCAGGACAAGAUCAAGCGCGGCAUCUGGGCCGCCGCCUUCGCCGCCGUCAUCGCCGUCGGCUCCCUGACGGGCGCGCAGCUCAAGUCGGACAAGCAAAAGGAAGAGACCAUCAGGCAGUUCCGCCAGACCACGGCCGCCGAACAAAUCGCCAUCCUCGAGACGCAAAAGACGCAUCUGCUGCAGCAAAAGGCGCAGCUGGAGCGCAAGCUAGACGUCUUCAAGGAGCGUGUCCGCGAGCGGGAGGCUGAAAAAAUUGCCAAGGGCAGGUAG
Purpureocillium takamizusanense is the source of this 291-nucleotide messenger RNA. RefSeq lists its product as uncharacterized. The coding region runs from base 1 to 291 and encodes 96 amino acids. Lineage: Eukaryota; Fungi; Ascomycota; Sordariomycetes; Hypocreales; Ophiocordycipitaceae. The record is from RefSeq and is a predicted model, not a curated record. The transcript is spliced from 2 exons.